UACAUCAUUAAAGUGUGUGAUUUCCGGUAACGCGCGCGUGCGCCGCCGGACAGGUAAAACCGGACACACACCUGUACCUGAAACCCGGAAGUGACUGUGACUCUCUUCUGAGAAUGAAGCAGAUGUUCCUCUUUGUGUUCCUGGUGUGUUUCCAUGUAGGUGACAGUGUGAAGGAGCUUCAUGAUCUGCCCUCUGCAGGGGUCAUCACUGUAAAGGAGGGCGAAAGUGUAGUGAUGAAGUGCAAUAUGAGUGAACAUGACAACAUCCAGUGGUUGGACUCUAAGGGCCGUGUCAUAAACUCAGGAGGGAACCGGGUCACAGUGGAUAAAGACACGCUGAACAUCACCAGUGUUUCCUUUGAGGAUCGUGGACGGUACACGUGUUUCUCACUGAGCUUAGAGAGCAUCUCCAACUACACAGUGACGCUCAGAGUGAGCUACACAUACAGUGGAUUGGGGCUUUAUUACAUCAUCGUGUGCUUCAUUGCCUUCACCAUCACCAUCAUCCUCAACAUGACUCGUCUGUGCAUGGUCAACACACACCUGCGCAAAACUGAGCGUGCCAUCAACGAUUUCUUUCGCACUGAUGGAGCUGAGAAACUGCAAAAAGCUCUGGAAAUCGCCAAACGUAUCCCUAUCGUUACAUCCAAUAAAACCCUGGAACUCGCAAAAGUCACACAGUUUAAAACUCUGGAAUUGGCAAAGCAAAUGGAGGAGCUGGCGAGGAGCGUGCCUCUGCCUCCACGCAUCCUGACUUGUACCACAGCCGUGGAUGAAGCUGAAUGUGGAGGUCAAGCAUCUAUUGAGCAUCAGGACGAGGAACACAGUGAACACGAUGCCCUGAACAGAGAGAAGAACACAAAAAAGAGAGAGUGUGAAGUUUGUGUGCUGUGAAAUGAAUUCAGUUAUAAACAAACCCAGUUCACUUGGAUGAAAGUAUAAACUAGCAGGUGAUCUGUGAGCCUCCUGCAGUAAGAGACCGUCUUUAAAUGAACUCCUUCUGAAUAGUUCAUUAUAUUUUCAUUUUCUGUUUUUUUUUUUUUUUUUUUUACUAUUUCACUUUACUGUCUAUAAAUUCAAUUUGGGAUGUUACUCAGCUUGAUAGUGUGUGUGUGUGUGUGUGUGUGUGUGUGUGUGUGUGUGUGUGUGUGUGUGUGUGUGUGUUUGGGGGGGGGGGGGCUCACACACACACUACACACUACACAGGUUCACACACUACACACAGUUUAGAGAUGACAUGGGGAGGAAACACCUGAACCAGGGGGAGAACAUGCAAGGACUUCAGCUCCAGAGAGGAAGGACAAACACUAAUCUGUAAGGCAGUAAAAGCACAAAGGUUUGUUAAAGCAUGGUUAUAAUGACUGGGGUGUGUGCAGCGGUGAUCAGGUGGUGAUCAGGUGGUGAUCAGGUGGUCUUUGCUCAGAAAGGGUCAGCUUUUAUUCUCAUCACUAUUUUAAUAUCAUCCAAAAUGUAAAGAUGUAGAUUACACUGACUAAUAAAUCAUUUAUAAUCUGGA
Tachysurus fulvidraco (yellow catfish) is the source of this 1515-nucleotide messenger RNA. Its product is annotated as microfibril-associated glycoprotein 3-like. The record is from RefSeq and is a predicted model, not a curated record. Bases 114 to 893 code for a protein of 259 amino acids. NCBI's taxonomy places the organism in Eukaryota, Metazoa, Chordata, Actinopteri, Siluriformes, Bagridae. The transcript has 3 exons.